Messenger RNA from Schistocerca piceifrons (Central American locust), 2744 nucleotides. It is a transcript of the gene Atg18a, whose product is annotated as WD repeat domain phosphoinositide-interacting protein 2. The transcript has 10 exons. Gene Ontology annotation, cellular component: phagophore assembly site membrane; cytosol; extrinsic component of membrane. The coding region runs from base 83 to 1447 and encodes 454 amino acids. Gene Ontology annotation, molecular function: protein binding; phosphatidylinositol-3-phosphate binding; phosphatidylinositol-3,5-bisphosphate binding. Lineage: Eukaryota; Metazoa; Arthropoda; Insecta; Orthoptera; Acrididae. The record is from RefSeq and is a predicted model, not a curated record. Gene Ontology annotation, biological process: protein lipidation; autophagy of mitochondrion; nucleophagy.
AACUGCGCGGAGCCAUUGUCAGCUGUUCGUUGUAGUCGAUAUGGAGUGAUCAGACCAAGGUCGUUAAUUUUACGCAAUAUUUAUGCAAAAUUUUGCUAAGAACGUGGAUGUUUUGACGCAAGGCUUAAAAGCUGGCAUAUCAGGACUAAUGAACCUCGCAAGCCAAGGAAGUGAUCCUAAUAGUGGGGUUUUCUUUGUUAAUUUUAACCAAGACUGCACGUCUCUAGCUGUUGGAACAAAAACUGGUUAUCGCCUAUUUUCUCUCAAUUCGGUUGAUCACUUAGAGCAGAUAUAUGAAAAUGAUGCUGAAGACAUUUGCAUUGUUGAACGGCUCUUCAGUAGUAGCCUGGUUGCGGUUGUCAGCUUGUCGUCCCCCAGGAAGUUGAAAGUGUGCCAUUUCAAGAAGGGAACUGAAAUCUGCAACUACAGUUACUCAAAUACCAUUCUUGCAGUGAAGUUAAACCGCUCUCGACUUGUGGUAUGCCUUGAAGAAUCUCUGUAUAUACAUAAUAUUCGUGAUAUGAAGGUACUACACACAAUACGAGAUACUCCACCUAACCCUUCUGGGCUAUGCACGCUCUCUGUUAACAGUGACUGCUGUUAUUUGGCAUAUCCAGGUUCGAAUACAAUUGGAGAGGUUCAAAUUUUUGAUACCAUCAAUUUGCAUGCAAAGACCAUGAUUCCAGCUCAUGACAGCCCACUAGCAGCAUUAGCAUUUAGUACGUCAGGUACCAAAGUGGCAACUGCAUCCGAGAAAGGGACUGUCAUUAGAGUUUUUUUAGUGAACGAUGGGACAAAGCUCUAUGAAUUUCGGCGUGGAGUGAAACGCUGUGUCAGCAUAUCAAGUCUUGCUUUUUCAAUAGAUUCCAACUUCCUCUGCUGUUCCAGCAAUACUGAAACUGUUCAUGUGUUCAAGCUGGAAGAACCACGAGAAGAAUUGCGACGUGUGCCAUCAGAAAAUCAAGGCUGGAUGGGUUACCUGUCAAAGGCUGUGUCAGCAUCUGCCAAUUAUCUACCGUCGCAAGUAACAACCGUGUUCAGCCAAGGUCGAGCAUUUGCCACCGUUCAUCUUCCUUUCCAGGGACUCAGAAAUGUUUGUGCCAUCACAGUCAUACAAAAAGUCCUGAGGUUGCUUGUUGCUUCUGCUGAUGGUUAUUUGUAUGUUUACAAUCUGGACCCAAAUGAAGGUGGUGACUGUACUCUAUUGAAGCAACACAGACUGGAUGGGAAACUGGAGCAGCCAGCAGAACAGGCAGCUGGUGCAACUUGUAUAAGCCCUGAGAAUGCUCACUCUGCUUCCAAACCUGUUACUAAUGCGUCUGCACCACCAGGUGAUCACUGCGCCAUAAGUAGCUACGCUGGGAUAUUGAAGGGCUGCUCUCCAGGCUCCAUGUCAGGUACUGUUGAAUCUGAAAAAUUCCAUGAGAUGGCAGCUGCAACAGAAUAGCCCCCAAAAGGUGGUUUUCGAUUUGAUGAUGAAAGUGAAUUUCCACCAGUCACCCAAAAAACAGAAUAGUGAUUGUUCUGUUUAUGACGUGGCAUAUCGACAAAGACCUCUUACAGAGUGUAGAGGCAUUUUCAUUGUACUGUUUACUAUGUGUGUGACACAGUUAUUGCAAGGUGCAUAAGUUCUUUUCCGAAUUCGUGAUGUAUGAAUUAUGUAAAUAACUGGUGCAUACGUACAAGAAUAAACACAAUGAAUGUUACUGAUCUGAGAAGAAGUGCAGAAGCUUGUUGUGCACAUGCAUUUGAGAUGUGUGUAUCCUCAUAGCUGCAUUAUGCAGAGUGGUAGAAUUGAUAUGUUAUUGACUGAAUUCAGUUUACAGAAUUAUAAUCACAUUGUUGGCAAUGGUGGUAUCUUGAAUAGCAGUUGUUUUACACAUUUUAGAAUUUUGUAUUUGAUAAUUCCAUCAUAUUCAAAUGAGACAGAAUUUUGAUUACCACUGACAUUUAUAGCCAACACCUGCUUGUGUGUAAAAUAUUUUAAUGUUUGACACUGAGCAUUUACAUUAAUGAUGAUGGAGAACCUGUUCUCUUUUUGUGAUAAAGAAUUUUGCUUGUGCUUCCAUCCUUGAUGUCAUGCCUCUCUCAUUUCUUUUAGCAGUGGUAUGAUUGAGCUUGAAGAAAAAAGUUGCACUUCUUUCUAUGAAAAUUGAGUAAAAAAGUAAGAUUUUGUAAUUUCAGCUCAUAUUUAUCUUUAUUAAUAGAGCAUAAACAGUGAGAGUCCUGCAACUCAAAAUGAUACACACAAACUAUUUUUAAACCAAAAGUGCAUACAUUUCAAUGAUUUGUGUGUUUUGAUAUUGCAAAAAUGUACAUUGUGGCGCUGCACUUGUACGCUCCACCGCAGUAUUUUCCCACAUCUGAUACCAUUUUAUGUGCUGAUGUGCUUUGUAUCUCUCACUGUUAAUAAAUUAAAGAACUUUCUUAUUGGAAGGUCUUACCUGUACCUUUUUUAUGUUGUCCAGUUUCUCACUGUUACAUGUUUUUAAUUUGUUUCCUUAUGGAUUUUGACAAGAAAUACAAUUUCAGCUGUGAGCUUCUGCAUGUAUCUGAAAAGUUUAUAUUGUUGUACAUCAUUCCAAAUUUUUCCAUUUAUUUAACUAAAAGACAGUGUUUGUACUGAUAACUUACAAAUGAUACCAUUGUUUUAAAAUAAUUCCAUUAUUUUGUUGACAGUAUGAACAAGUAAUUACUUGCUGUGAUUGUAGUGUUGCCAUUAUUAAAGCUCAGUGUCAUUUUUA